CACGGCGGCGCCGGACUGGAAGCAUCAUGAAUCCCGGGAGGCGUCGGGCGCUGCGGCUGCUUCUGGCCUGGGGUUGCCUAUGCAUUUGCCUAGCUAUGUCAGAAGAUUCUGGUACAGAAGGUCUGAGCUCAACUUCUUUGUCAGACUUCAUAAAAUUGUCCCACUUUAAGUCUCUGGAUUCCAGUGAACAGACCAACCUAGAAUUAUCGGAGUCCGAUUUUGGUCCGGGUGCCCUGCAAGUCUCACCUGGUUCAGGCUUUUUCAGUGACGAAAAGGAAGACUCCAAGGUCCUCCAGUCUCAGUAUUUAUGGGAAGAAGGUGGAGACAGCAAUGAUUCCAAUGUGUAUAUGGGGCCAGCAGCAGAUUACAGUUUUCCACUUGCUUCUCAAAAAGCUUUGCCCAAAGAAAAUGGAACACAAGUGAAGGACCCCCAAGGAGAACCCACUUUUCAUCCCAUCCCUGAUUCCCUUGAUCCAGAAGCCCCUCCCACCAGAGUCCUGGAGGAGGAGGAAGAAGGAUUGCUUCCUAUCAACCAGUCAAAGGGAAUGACUCAAAGCAGCCAAAUGUCAAAAACCACUUUUUCUGAAACACCUAAAGAGGAUUCCUUAUAUUCUAUCCUGUUUUCCACCAUGGCCAGCAGAAUGGGUCCAACGACUGAAGCAGCUACGAACAAGCAUGGGAAAGAACCUGCACUCGAGUAUUCUUCUUCAGGCUUUGACUUAGGAAGCAGCAUGGGACCCAGUCUCCUGCCCUUGUCUCCCAUCUUUUCAACUGAGACCACUACAGACCCCCAGUUGGUCUCAGAAUUUCCUCCCAAGAUUACCCAAGAGAGCUCAGUGGCUGCGAUAGAAAUGGCGGGAGAACAGCUAGCAACCAUAGCUGCAGUAGAAGGCGAUCUACCAGAAAGAAAAGCCACAACACAGGAGGAGAUGCCAAAACCUGUGUCGGGAACAGUUGCAGCUGAGAUGGAACUGACAGGAGAAGAUCUAGUAGGCUCUCAUGAGGACAAUUUCCAAGUAACUGAGACUGUUUCCAGGACUCUUAACAGCCUAUCGGAUCCCAGCUCUUUGGACCAUUUUUGGGACUGGACCAGUGGACGUGCCCCAACUCCAACUGGUAACCAGAAUAGCCAGGAUACAAAACUGCCAAUCAUCACAACUGCUGCAGCAGAAAAGAGUUUUACAGCACAAAACAGAGAUCUCCUGCUUGCCUCAGGAGUUCCCUGGAGUUUGACACAGAUUAUCUGUAAGGACUGGAGCAACCUGGCAGGCAAAAACUACAUCAUCCUGAACAUGUCAGAUAACAUAGAUUGUGAAGAGUUCCGAGUGGAGAGAGGUCUCCGGUUGCUGGCCCUGAUGGAGGACGCCUUCUCCAGAUAUGACAAUGGAUUGCAAGGGCAAUGGUUGAUCUCCUUAAGCAAACCUAAUGAGAAUGACAAACAUCUGUUGAUGACCCUGGCAGGAGAACAUGGGGUUGUUCCAACAAAUGAUGUCCUCUUGGCAUUAGGUGAUGUGCAGAAAAGCUUAGCUGAGAUUGGAAUCCAGAACUAUACAACUACAUCAAGUUGCCAGUCACGUCCCAGCCAGACACACAGCGAUUAUGGGAAGCUCUUUGUGGUGCUGGUUAUUAUCGGCUCAAUUUGUGUCAUCAUCAUUAUCAUGGGACUGAUUUAUAACUGUUGGCAGAGGCGCAUGCCCAAAAUGAAGAACAUGUCACACGGUGAAGAACUACGAUUUGUUGAAAAUGGUUGCCAUGACAAUCCCACCUUGGAUGUAGCCAGCGAUAGCCACUCUGAGAUGCAAGAAAAGAAGCCGAGUGUAAAUGGUGGGGGAGCUGUUAAUGGACCAGAGAGCUGGGAUGUUCUGAUUAACAAGCAAACAAAUGAGGAGGGAGAAGCGUUUGAGGAAGAUACCCACCUCUAAACGAGGACCCCACCUGUGGGAUUGCACUUGCGCUUGAUUUAAAGGCCUAAAGCUGAGGGUGGCUCCUCAAGAACUUGUUUUUUUUCCAUUUGGAAUAGAUCUGCUCUGAAGCAUUAGCACAGUCCU
Molecule: messenger RNA, 2048 nt
Organism: Ahaetulla prasina
Lineage: Eukaryota; Metazoa; Chordata; Lepidosauria; Squamata; Colubridae
Gene: PODXL2
Product: podocalyxin like 2
Exons: 8
Coding region: 27-1922 (631 amino acids)
Source: RefSeq, a predicted model, not a curated record